GCCAGCUCAGAAUGGCUUAACUGCUAUAGUAAGGUAGUGAAAAUUGAAAAAUCAGAAUCUGUUGUUUACCCACUGGCUACUCUGAUGCUCCCAUAUGUUAGCAUGUAAAGCUACGGUGCGUGCGUGUGUUUGUGUGUGUGUGCAUGCGCGUGGUAAACUAAACGCCCAUAUAUGCGAGGAGUGAAGUAAAGACUUUAGGCUCCUUAGGUCUGAGUAGCGGAGCUCUCUAAAGGUAGGCUACGCAAUGUGCGACGAGCACCCAUCUGCAGCCUACUAACGGUUAGUCGCUGAUUUCAAUUUUUCGACCUUGCUUUGGAGAGGGGUGGAGCACGGAUGCAGUAUUGUAGCGAUGACGCAUUUUCCUUCGGCCGAUAGGGUAUGAAAUUAUACCAUUGUAACCCUUAUCGUGGUUUCAAAGGUCUUGUAGAUGAUCCGCAUUCAAACCUCAAUUACUGUAGAAACAGGGCUAUAAAUAUGUUGAGGAUCACUCCGUGGCAUUUAUGGGAGCUCCAAGCUUACGGAAUUCCUAGCUAUGCUGUCAGUUAUCACCGCCUUCGUUAUGUUUUAACUUGAAUUCAGAGGUGAAUUCUAUACAUGGUCAAACAUGUAUCAUGCCAGUAUGUUAAAAGAGCCAUUUUUACUUCGAUGCAACCUUCUCCGAAUACAGUUUUGUUUGGCUGCAGCCAUUCUUCUUCGUGAAGUGUUGACAGCUUCAGACGUAACCGUAGGUCAGCAAUUCUGUGGGGACCCUGGCUUUCUUGAACAUGGCAGCCGGACCCCAAGUUCAGGUGUGUUCUUCGUUAAUGCAGUGGCCAGAUACCGCUGCAUGGAAGGGUUCAGACUCAAGGGACCAGCCAAGAUUGUUUGUACCCGAUUCCAUAAUGGAUCAGCUGGCUGGAGACCGAACCACAGACCAGUGUGCCUACAAGAAGAUUGUCUUCCUCCCUAUAUUGAAGAUGCACAUGUAUCCAAUCACACUUACAGACCUGGUGAUUUUCUAAGCGUUAGCUGUCAUGAGGGGUUUCAGAUCCGCUACCCUGACAUGGACAACAUGGUGUCUAUUUGUCAGGAUGAUGGAACCUGGGACAAUCAACCCACGUGUCAAGGCUGCUUGCGUCCACUAAUCAACCCACAUAGCUACAUGAACCUAUCAGAAACACAGUUUUCUGUUCCAGUUGGGACUGUGGUCCAAUACCACUGUUUCCCUGGUUACAAACUAGAAGGUGCAGAGAUCAUGGAAUGCAUGUAUAACCUCAUCUGGUCGACUACACCACCCAGGUGCCUUGAUGUGGAGGUGUGUCCCCUGCCUCCUAUGUUAGAGCAUGGAGAUUACAUGUGUCAUCCACAACCUUGUGAUCGGUACAUCCAUGGAACAGUGGUAGAGUUUUACUGUGAUCCUGGCUACUCCCUUGCAAAUGAUUACAAGUACAUCACUUGUCAAUAUGGCGGGUGGUUUCCUCACCUGCAAGUCUACUGCAUUAAAACAGAAACAACAUGGCCUGGCUUUGAAGACAGCCUUCUGACAAAAUGGAGAGUGGGGGCAUUCACAGCCUCUGGUGUUCUGCUGGCUUUGCUCCUGGUUAUGAUAUUAAAGGUCCUCCAGUUCCAGUGCAAGCCUCAGUGGAGCUUACAGGAUCAAGACCAGGACCCCAGUGACCAGAGCAUUGUUGUAGUGGAUGGUGUCCCAGUGCUACUCCCUACCUAUGAGGAAGCAGUGAAUAGCACAGCCUUCCCACCUCCAAGAAUAGCACCCCCUGUCAGUCUGGAGGACAUACUGCAGGAAGAGGAGCCACAGCCUCCCGAGUACCCAGGACACAGUGAGACUCCAAGCAGAGCUCCUCUAGACACCAGUGAGUGCGAGACCUAUGAGAGCUUUUCAGACAACUCAGAAUGUGUUCAGAGCACCCAGGCCUCAUCUUCAAAUGCAGGUGGAAUGAAUAAUCCCUCAGAGAGAACCAAUGUGGUCUCCUCAUUAGAGGAGACAGCCUCCACCAGCCCCAGCGUUGACAUUGCUGAUGAAAUUCCUCUGGUAGAAGAUGGAACCGAUGAGAGCUGAUACCACCAUCACUCUAAACAGACUUUUAAUUGUUAUCUUUCUAAUGCAGUAAUUAUAUAAAUCACAUGGCAAAUGUAUUGGUUUACCACACAAGAC
Clupea harengus (Atlantic herring) is the source of this 2152-nucleotide messenger RNA. It is a transcript of the gene susd4, whose product is annotated as sushi domain containing 4. The record is from RefSeq and is a predicted model, not a curated record. NCBI's taxonomy places the organism in Eukaryota, Metazoa, Chordata, Actinopteri, Clupeiformes, Clupeidae. Gene Ontology annotation, biological process: negative regulation of complement activation, alternative pathway; negative regulation of complement activation, classical pathway.